This is a messenger RNA of Haliotis rubra (blacklip abalone), 1224 nucleotides long. RefSeq lists its product as uncharacterized. The record is from RefSeq and is a predicted model, not a curated record. Gene Ontology annotation, molecular function: protein dimerization activity. The transcript has 2 exons. Lineage: Eukaryota; Metazoa; Mollusca; Gastropoda; Lepetellida; Haliotidae. Bases 859 to 1224 code for a protein of 121 amino acids.
UUUCAUAGAUGAAGAGUGGGAGCUUAAAAACAAAGUUCUUCAAACACGACAAAUGUUUGACUCACACACAGGUGUUAACAUUGCUGAUGUCUUGAAACAAGCCAUAGAUGACUGGGAGUUGAAACGUCCACAUGGACAGCAGCCUAUUACAUCAGACAGCGCAGCAAAUGUAUGCCUUGCAGUCGACAUUGCAGAGAUGACACCCCAUAUCCGAUGCUUUGCACAUAUCAUCAAUCUUGCAGCCCAACAAGCUCUUCAUAUAAAUGAAGUUCAAUGUCUUCUUGGAAGAGUCAGGAGAAUUGUUACUUUCUUUCAUAAGAGCAGCACAGCAAAUUACCAGUUGGAGCUGAAACAAAAGCUACUUCAACUUCCUAACCAUCUUCUCAUCAACAAAGUGAAAACAAGAUGGAACAGCGCCUAUGACAUGAUUGAACGAUACUUGGAGCAGCAGCCAGCUGUGAUGGCAGCACUUAUGUCACCAAAUAUUAAAAGGGAAAAGGACCUGGACACACUGAGCUCAGAUGACAUCACUCUUGCUGAACAUUUCAUCAAAGUCCUGGGCCCGCUGAAAACAAUCACUACCAUUCUCUGUGAAUCAAACAUACCAACUCUAUCAAUGGUGAGGCCACUUCUUCAGAACCUAUCACAAGCUAUGGCCCCAAAUGUUGAGGAUGUUAAACCUGUCUCUCAGAUGAAAGCUGCUAUUCUGAACAGUCUUGCAAAAAGGUACACAGAUGUGGAGAUAAAAAAAGUACUGCUACAAGCAUCGUUUGUUAUCCCAGGUUCAAAGCUCUGCCCUUCCUCAGCCAACAAGAGAAGCUGGAGGUCCAAGAAUCUCUUUGUGACUUGGCUGAAGCAAUGAAUGACAGCUCCCUUGAGUAUUGUAUCGUUAAAUCUGAACCAUGUUCAGGUCCAGAUGCUCGGAGAGAUCCACCACUACCAGAUGUACCAGUACAGGUGCCCACAGCUGUGAAGGAGGAAGUAGUCAACCCACCUAAGAAGACGGCAUUGUCUUCAUUAUUUGGUGAUGUCUUUGUUGUUUCUCAUGUACCUGCCACACUGACCAAGAAGGAGAUGAUACAUAAUGAACUAAAAGACUACACUGGAGAAGAAUGUGCAGAUGUGAACACCAAUCCACUCAAGUGGUGGCAUGUGCAUGACCAUAAAUAUCCAACAUUUUGUUCUGUGGAAGGCGUAUUACAGUCACGUCAUUUGUCCCAGUAG